Drosophila yakuba is the source of this 831-nucleotide messenger RNA. Its product is annotated as cysteine-rich DPF motif domain-containing protein 1. The record is from RefSeq and is a predicted model, not a curated record. The transcript has 2 exons. Bases 145 to 609 code for a protein of 154 amino acids. Lineage: Eukaryota; Metazoa; Arthropoda; Insecta; Diptera; Drosophilidae.
AAACUGUCAAAUCCAAAUGUUAUGAACCGGGUGCCAAAAAAUCAGUCUCUUGCUCGACUUUGUUUUGAGUACCAAAUUUAAGUUUCUGCUGCUAGAUCGAUCAAAUAAAUUAAGUCAAAUUUCCUGCACAAGAAAAUCUCUAUCAUGGAUGACGAUGAGGACUUCGUCCUGGACAAUGAGGCAGAGGAAAUUAAACGAUUACAGCUUCCCGAAGAGGAAAAGAAGCCUAUUGAUCCCGAGGAGGCGGAUGAACGAAUAGCACGCAUCGAGUUCAACUGCUCUGGCUGUGAAAUGCACGAGAUGGUACAUUAUUUUGGACGGAAACCGCCUUUUGCUCUAGGAGUUGAGUACCCCGAGGAUAACUAUGUGAUGCGAGAUCCCUUCCAGCCACCUCCACCUCGUUGGCAGACACAGCCGGAAUACUAUAUCACACUGGGCACUAAGUGCUCCACCUGCUCCAAGUCAGUGUGCAAGGAUCCCGGCUGCAGUUUUUACUACACAGCCUCUUUUUGCUUGCCUUGUGGCAAGGAAGAACUAAAGAACUGGCCAGUUGAGGCGCAAGCUCGGAUAAGAAAGCAGUUGUCAGCCAGUCAAGGCAAAAAAAAUUAAAAAAGUCUGUAAAUAAAAAAUGGUAGUCUGUAAAAAUUAUAUAGUUACUGAAAGAGUUUUUGGUUAGAACGGUAUAACUAUGUACGAAGUCUAAAAAUUAUAUUUUAGUAUUGAAACCCGUAAGUUCUUAAGUGUAUUGUUUUUAACACAAGAUUCCCAUUUUAAAACUAAGCCAGCACAUGUGAAAUAAAACGAAUCUGAAAUCUGCAAUGUUAAUUCAAA